UGCAUCCCAAGAACAUUCCCUAGCAGCAGAAUUGCAUCGAGGACUUGUCCCUUUCACAAAAAUAUAAGGUUACAGUAUAUUAAAUAUACCAUAUGCAUACUACUACGGUAUAUAAUUGCAUUGUGUAUUUUUCUCUUAAUUUGUACAACAUUAAUUCAGAUUGGGUUCACACAAUUGAUAUGGUUGGCUUGUUUCUGAUUCAACACUAUCCCUUACCAUAAGUGCAAACUAUGAGAUUAAAAAAAAUAUGUAUUCUGACACAAACCUGUAUUUUCAUGGUUGCAUCCCAACAUCAGAUGGAGGUACAUACAUCAAACACCUUGCACUGUAAUAUCACAAUGUGCAUUCAGUCAUUUGUAACCACCAGUAACUCAAAGCAUAACCCAGUGAUCCUGAAGUGAUAAUAGUUUUCCUCAUUACAAUUAUUUUGCAAAACGUUGAGUGGAUGACUCCAGAAGAUAGUGUAAGCUGCUGCCACAGAAAUAACUUUUGUUCUGAAAGGGCAUCCAUGUUAAUUUUUUUUCCACAUGGAAAGCAGACAAAUACGAGAGAGAGAGAGCGAGAGAGCGCGAGAGAGCGCACAUAUGGAAAAUCAUGCGCAUGCGCCUGCACGCACGUCAUCCCUGUUCAGUACCUCCGCGCGAGCCCUGGGAAAUUGCGCCUGCGCUCUCAGCAGAAAGGCAUCAGGGGCGACACACGAAGACGGAGACCAUUUCCGGGUUUCUGUAGAAGACGGGAGGGGAGGGGGCAGGAGAGAGGGGGGGGAGCAGAAGAGAUUGUUCUUCCGGGUCCCGAGUUGUCUUCCGGUCUGGCCAGUGUCGAAGGCGGCUGCUGGUCGGUGGUUUUUAGGUGGGCUGUUGCUGCCGGAUUCCUGCAGUUCGCAUGGUGGGAGAAACGAAGAGUCGGUGGGCGCGAAGCGAAGAGGGAGAACAGAGGCUCAGCUAAGCAGGAGGUCGGGUCCUGGCACCGGUCCUCGUAGACGUCGGGUAGAUUCGCCUUAAGCGUCAUUGGUUGCGGCUGCGGGUUGGUUUCGCUCUCCGCAUCCCCAAGGAAGAGAGUUACCCGUCCUCGGCUGUCCAGCGGUGAGAGAAUCUACUCUGCUCUUGUCUUACAUUGCCUGUUGAUCAGUGGGCUUCAAGAGAGCCAUGAAUGAGAUGAGAUAGCCGCCCACGAGCGUGCUUAAAUCCAACUCCAGAUGGAUACAAAAUACAAAGACGAAGCAUUUAGGAAAUAUGUACAGUUCCAUGAAUCUAAAUUGGAUACCUCUGACAGAAAGCAGUGCCCAAUUACCAAUCUACAAAUGGCAGCUUCAGCUUUACUCUGUUUUCCCAAGAUUGAUCCCUUUUAUAGAUUCCGGUUAAUUAAGUUUUAUGAAAUCGCUGAAAAUUCACUUCGGUCCUUGAGAGCUUCAAGUCUGCAUUCACUCCAGAAUGCAUUUGAAGUGCUAGAAUCAGUUGGAAUCAAUCUUUUUCUUUACCCCUGGAAGAAGGAAUUCAAAAAUAUAAAGACUUAUACAGGUCCUUUUGUUUAUUACGUAAAGUCUACGUUAUCCGACGAGAAUAUAAAACAGAUAUUAAACUUGAUGGGAUACGUUCAAGAACUUGGAACUAUGUAUAAGCUCAAAGACCUGGUUGAUACCUUUCAAGUCAAGAUGGUAUCCUUUGAACUGUUUCUGGCCAAAACAGAAUGUGAACAGUUGAUCGAAAUUCACUUGCAGGUGAAGGAAAAAGGUUAUUCUGAACUUGACAUUGUGAAGGAGAGAAAAAAUAGCAACGAUGAUGUUCGUAGCUGUUCGGAUGCCUUGAAACGCCGUGCUGAAUGCAAAGAAAAUCUAAACACUUCCAUGUCACGAAUGGUCCUUCAGAAAUCUGCCAGUGAAAGAGGCUCUAAAGAUUAUUUCAAGCCCAAAGUUAGCAAACCUUCUAAAUCAGUGGACACGUAUGAUAAUUACUUGGAUAGUAAGAAGCCACCUUUGAUGGCAUCGUUGAGUUUCCGGAAAGAGCCCAUUUUGGUUGAUACUGAAGAUGACAUCAAAGAUGAAAUAAUUCGACCAUCGCCAUCCCUCCUAGCCAUGUCCAGUUCUCCACAUGGAUGCACUGAGGAAUAUUUACCAAUUUCAUCCCACACCAAUGGCAUAUUAAGAACAGGUAUGCCAUUCGGUACUUACUAUUCCCCUCAAGAUGAUUUAGAUUUAUAUACCGACCCUGAUUCUAGGAGCGUGUUUAAAAGACAAGAAUCCUCUAAACAUGAUGUCUGGCUGCUAAAAAAUGACGCCAAUCCAAGUUACCAUAAACGUACACAUCUAGCCAAAGAGACCUCUUCCCUUAAGUGCCAAACUUGCGGAUUGUCUUGCGGCACCUCCAUUUGCCAAAAAUGUGACAGUGUGCUCAUCUGCAGACAAGAAUAUCCAGCAAUAAAACAAAGCAACUAUUCACUCAAAUCACUGUCAGGUGAAAGUACAUCCGGAUCUUCUGGAAGGGAAAAGCCACAAUACAUGUUACAGACUCAAGAGCGAGCAUCUCACAGUUCGAAAUCCAAAGCUUUGGGUUCUUCUCGCUGUGGCUUUUGCAACCGUUCGGGAGCUACCAACACAUGCACGUACUGUUCUAAAGUUUCCUGUGAUGCUUGCCUCAAUGCUUACUAUUAUGAUCCCUGUUGUCGAAAAAGUGAGGUUCACAGAUUCUUGCCAAACAAUCAAUUAAACUUCAAAUCAAAUCAGCUCUCGCACCUGGUUUAUAGAUAAUUUUCUUUUUUUUUUAAACAAAAUAUUUUUUCAGAAUCCUUUAUUUUGGGGCAAAAGGGCUAAAAACACAAAUAUGCUGAUAAGUAUUUUAGCAAACUUUUAAGAGAAGAGAAACAGAUAUGCCCUAUUAAUAGUGUAUACAGCAUAGGUGCCAAUCCUGAUGAUGUGGUUUUAUAAAUGUUUAUGGUCUAGUUGAUGCUGCUACUCUUUUUAGGCAACCUUUAGUUGCUUUUCCAUUUAAAUGAGGAAGAGAAGCACUUCUUUUUAUUUUUAUUUUUUUUUCAGAACCAGGCAAUCAAUUUACUUUCUUUUACAAAACAAAAAAAAUCAUAGCUGUUUCAUUGCUGUGUUUGCUUCAUUUAUGUAACAUAGCACCAGAAUAAUAACUAAAG
Messenger RNA from Thamnophis elegans (Western terrestrial garter snake), 3135 nucleotides. It is a transcript of the gene SPATA2, whose product is annotated as spermatogenesis associated 2. Gene Ontology annotation, cellular component: cytoplasm. The transcript has 3 exons. NCBI's taxonomy places the organism in Eukaryota, Metazoa, Chordata, Lepidosauria, Squamata, Natricidae. Gene Ontology annotation, biological process: regulation of tumor necrosis factor-mediated signaling pathway; protein linear deubiquitination; regulation of necroptotic process. Bases 1196 to 2743 code for a protein of 515 amino acids. The record is from RefSeq and is a predicted model, not a curated record.